This is a messenger RNA of Pyricularia grisea, 312 nucleotides long. RefSeq lists its product as uncharacterized. Bases 1 to 312 code for a protein of 103 amino acids. Lineage: Eukaryota; Fungi; Ascomycota; Sordariomycetes; Magnaporthales; Pyriculariaceae. The transcript has a single exon. The record is from RefSeq and is a predicted model, not a curated record.
AUGACGCAAGAACCAAGUGUUUCACUACAAACAAUCCACGACGAGAGCAUCAACAAGCCGGCUCGUCACAAGAACCCCAUCACUGGCGGCUCGUGGACCAUCGUGACCGUCCAGAGCGCCCGAGAAGACUGCAUCCACGAUAUGGACCGCUCCGACGUCGAGCUCACCACCAAGGAACGCCUUCAAAUCAUCGCCGGCGCGUCGGCCAGGCUGGCAGCGGCGCCGCUGCUGGGGUUGAUGGCUCGGGGCAGACGGCACGGGGAGGGGACAUCCUUCGCCAUUAUCAACACCAACACGAGCGAGAAGAAGUAA